Molecule: messenger RNA, 1767 nt
Organism: Sphaeramia orbicularis (orbiculate cardinalfish)
Lineage: Eukaryota; Metazoa; Chordata; Actinopteri; Kurtiformes; Apogonidae
Product: zinc-binding protein A33-like
Exons: 1
Coding region: 189-1589 (466 amino acids)
Molecular function (GO): zinc ion binding; protein binding
Source: RefSeq, a predicted model, not a curated record
AGUAAGACCUAUUCAACUACCAGGAAGAAGGGAAAUAGAAAGUAGUUUUGACUUUACUUAACGGAGCUGAGGUGCCAUCACAGGGCGUUGGAUGUAAAAACACAGACCAGGAGGAUUGAACUGUAAAACCAAAGAGACAGAGGUUUGGUGAGUCUGUGUGUUAAAGGAUAAUUCACAUAUUAGAGAAAAUGGCUGAGAAGAAGAAGACUAAACUGUUUGAUUUCCUGAGUUGUCAUGUGUGUUCAGAGAUGUUCAGAGACCCUGUGUCUCUGAGCUGUAACCACAGCUUCUGUUCAAACUGCCUGAAGGAAUUCUGGGAACAAACUAAGAACAAAAACUGUCCCAUUUGUAAAAGAAAAUCUUCAAAUGAUGACCCACGUGAGAACUUCAGUCUGAAGGAACUGGCUGAUUCAUUUGCUGGGAGACUGAACGUUGGAUCAUCUGAGACAGAAAUAGGACAAAAGAAGGUGGAGGUGGUCUGCAGCAAACAUCAAGAAGAACCUAAACUAUUCUGUAAAGAUGAAAACAGAGCUGUGUGUUCUAUCUGUGAUGUUUCUGUCCAUGACAAUCACACUGUGGUUCCUGUAGAAGAAGCAGUUACUGAAAUGAAGGAUGAGCUGAAAUCUGACUUAAAGUCUCUACAGGAAAAGAAGAAGAAAUAUGAGGAAACACAGAAAACAUACAAUGAAAUAAUGAAACUCUCAAAGAAACAGGUUUUGUUCACAGAGAAUCAGAUCAGAGCAGAGUUCAACAAACUCCAGCAGUUCCUGAAAGAGGAAGAGGAGUCCAGACUGGCAGCUCUGAGGGAGGAAGAGGAGCAGAAGAGGAGGAGUGUGAUCAGAGAGAUGAAGAGGAUUGAGGAGCAGAUGUCCUCUGUGUCAGACAGUAUCUGUGCUGUUGAAGAAGAGCUGCAGAAAGCCAGCGCUCCAUUCCUCAUCAGUUGUAAAGACACUCAGAGCAGAGCCAGAGCCCAGUGCUCAGUGUCAGAGCCACAGCUGAUCUCAGGAGCACUGAUCCAUGUGGACAAACACCUGGGCAACCUGUCCUUCAGAGUCUGGGACAAGAUGAGGGACAAGGUCCACUUCAGCCCCAUCAUCCUGGACCCAAACACUGCACAUGGACGCCUCCAUCUGUCUGAUGAUCUGACCAGUGGGAGAUAUGGAGACACAAAGCAGCAUCUUCCUGAUAAUCCAGAGAGAUUCACUAACUAUGCUGAUGUUCAUGGCUCUGAGGGCUUCAACUCAGGGAAACACAGCUGGGACGUGGAGGUGGGAGACCAUCCUGAAUGGACUUUAGGUGUGGUGAAAGAGUCCGUUCACAGGCAGGGAGAGAGAUUUGUUUCACCAGAAGAUGGAAUCUGGUGUUUAAAGCAUCACAGUGGAAAAUACAUUAAUGGUCUUCGUCAGACUGUGACAGUGCAGACGAGUCCACAGAGGAUCAGAGUUGAACUGGACUAUGACAGGGGGGAGGUGUCCUUCUACAACGCUGAAGACAAGACUCACAUCUACACUCAAAUAGGCUGUUUCCUUGAGAAACUCUACCCUUAUUUCAGCAUUGGACAGGCGGUUGAUGCAAAAUUCAGAUAUUAAAAUCUGUCAGAGAGAUUUCUUUGUUGUUCAGGAAAAAUGAAAAUGUAAUAGACUGUGUUUUCAUUUUUCCAAAAACAGUCAUAUGAAUGCAUGUAGAUCUGAAAUGUAUAAAACAUGUUUAACUGAGAAGAAUGGAACAAACAGUGAAUACAGAGGAUGUUUCUAAUAUGUUCAUUAU